GGUUGAUGACGCGUCACAGCGUCUGGUUGUCUUGACAAACGGGCCGCGACGUCCCGAGUAGGAAAAUAGCCAUGAGAGCAAGAGCGAGACACCGGCCACCCAGUCCCCUCACUCCCUCACCCCAUCGGAAGUGUUAAAUGCUUUUGAGCCCAAGGGCGGCCCUGAGCGACUUCGUCACACCUGCCUGAGGGUCUUGAGCAGUCACUAGCGUCGGGGGUGGCGGGGUGGAAGGGGAACAGGUCGAAGGUGAAGUGAGUUCUGAGUGAAGGAAGCAGGGCCGGGCUGAGGCCAAGGAGAGAUGGUGCUGUGUUCUGCAUCCUGACUCAGAGGAUUUUGUAACAGCCUUCAUCUCAUCCGACAUGACUGCAACCGAUUAUCCUUGUUAUUCGGAGUUUUUCCAGAGACAGGUCCUUGCCUGUUUCCUUACAAACCCACACUAUGGCAGCCUCAUUAACGCAAAUGGCCAUGCUGAAGUAUGGACGGAUUGGAAUGAUAUGUCCAAGUUUUUCCAGUAUGGAUGGAGAUGCAACACUAAUGAAGAUGCCUAUUCAAACCGUACCUUGAUGGGCAACUGGAACCAGGAAAGAUAUGACAUAAAGAAUAUCGUGCAGCCCAAACCCUUGCCUUCCCAGUUUGGACACUACUUUGAAACAACAUAUGAUACAAGCUACAACAACAGAAGGCCACUUUCAACCCAUAGGUUUAAGCGAGAGCCUCACUGGUUCCCAGGACAUCAACCUGAGCUGGUUCCUCCUCCAUACAAAUGCACAGAAAAGUCAAUCUACAUGAGUAGUUAUUCAAAGCCUCAAAUUGAUCAUCACUCUGUGUGUGUGUGGAAUCCUAGCAACUGCCGGUUUCAGAGUCCAUGAUUCUAAGAAAGAAUAAGUUUCAUUUUUCCAGUGUAGAAUGUAGGAGGGAACUCAUUCUAAGCACAACUAAGAUUUUAGCUGACUGUAGCACAGUUUUACUCUCUGAAUAAAUAAAGCCCAA
Molecule: messenger RNA, 990 nt
Organism: Cervus elaphus (red deer)
Lineage: Eukaryota; Metazoa; Chordata; Mammalia; Artiodactyla; Cervidae
Gene: CFAP68
Product: chromosome 1 C11orf1 homolog
Exons: 4
Coding region: 360-869 (169 amino acids)
Cellular component (GO): nucleus
Source: RefSeq, a predicted model, not a curated record